AACCUCCAAAGGGAAUAGGCCUACCGGAAAUCAACAAUAUCUCAGUGCUCGUGCUUUUUUGAGACCUUACCUUUGGCGUGUGCGCGCUUCUAGAGUUUCUCUCCAAACAGGUUCGACCAGGACACACCUGCAGGGACAAAAAGGAGCCUUGUGUACUCGGGACGCCAUUCUUUACUUCACUGACCUCUGAGGACGACAGACGGAUAGAAAGCAGAAGAGGGAAACUUUUGGAUUCACAUUAAUUCGUUUUUAAGGUUUAAUUAAUUCCACCAUGAUGAAAAUGUGGAUUGCUCUCGUGCUCGUUGCCUUCGCAGCGACGGCGUCAGCUCAAAGCUGUUCAUGUGAACCUAUGAAAUGGGCCACCUGUGAUGGAAAUCCCUGUGCCUGUUCUUUGAUGGUUUCUGACAGCAAUAAGCAAACCCUUGACUGCACCAAAAUGAUUCCUAAGUGCUUCUUGAUGAAGGCUGAGAUGUACAGAUCUAGCAAGAACCUUAGCACCCGUCUUAUCGGAGGAAAACCAGUUGAGUCUGCCUUUGUGGACAACGAUGGCAUCUACGACCCAGAGUGUGAGAACAGCGGCAUAUUCAAGGCCAAGCAGUGCAACAACACAGAGGAGUGCUGGUGUGUCAACAGUGCUGGUGUUCGUAGAACUGACAAGGGAGACAAAACCCUCAAGUGUGAGAAGCUGGUGGAGACCAACUGGGUUCGUCUUCAGCUGACACACAAACCUGUGGCAACUCCACUGAAUAAAGAUCAUUUGAAAGCUGCCAUUGCCGAUGCCAUUCACAAGCGUUAUGACAACUUUAACAAGGCCAUGGUGAAAGAAGUUGAGUAUGAUGCUGAUUCUCGCAUGAUUGUGGUGGAUGUGAAGAAAGUCAAGGGAGACCGCGAGAAUGACCUGACCAACAUGGCCUACUACAUGGAGAAAGAUGUCAAGGUGCUGCCCCUCUUCAAGAACCAGGACAAGUUUGCGGCCACUAUGGGAGGCCAGCAGGUGGAGAUGGAGAACAUCCUGGUGUACUACGUGGAUGAGGAGCCCCCGACGUUCACCAUGAAGCACCUGUCUGGUGGGAUCAUCGCCGUCAUCGUGGUGGUGGUGCUGGCUGUGGUCGCCGGCCUGCUGGUCCUGUUCUUCGCCAGAAAGCGACAGAACCAGAAAUACAACAAAGCCCAGUCAAGAGAGCUGGAGCCCAUGUAAAUUCUUCAGGAGUCUCUGAAGAGUCGGCUUGUACAUCACCUGUUUAGGAUUCACUUUUAAUUGCAGUGGGAGGGUGCCAUUUUGACCAAUUUACUUGAGGCAUAUGGAUUGUAAAGGAAUGAACUUGCUUGUGUUUUUUUUGUUGGCACUGCCGGUACCGCCAUUUUUAUUUAUAAACUCUCUAAAGUCUUGACACAACUUUCAAAUCUAUAUGCCAUAAAGAACUUUUCGAAAAUUAGCCUAGACCAUAUGCCGUUUUAUGUUUAGAACACAUUUGAAGGGUUUAAAUGUUGCGCCAUAGAUUGUACAGUUUGUUACUUAUGUGUGUUUGAUGGAUUGUUUUUAAUAAAAACGUUUUUAAAAGAC
Molecule: messenger RNA, 1564 nt
Organism: Gymnodraco acuticeps
Lineage: Eukaryota; Metazoa; Chordata; Actinopteri; Perciformes; Bathydraconidae
Gene: epcam
Product: epithelial cell adhesion molecule
Exons: 9
Coding region: 272-1198 (308 amino acids)
Cellular component (GO): membrane
Source: RefSeq, a predicted model, not a curated record